GUGCCGGGCCCACGGCCCGCGGGACAACGGCAGCUUGUUGGGGCCGCGUGGGGCCGCCACUCUGGAGGUGGGGGCGGGGGCGCUCCCCCAAUCCUGGCACCGGCAGGCGCAGGCGGUUGGAGGGGACGUCGCCCAGAGCCCCCCGGCCGGCCCACACACCCCCGUCCCCUUUCCGGCUCUACCGGGACCUCCCUGCGGGCCCCGGGGCAAAGCACCCAACUUCUCCCCCUCGGCUUCUAGCAGAAGCGGGACGAGGCUGGACUUUGAUCGCCAAGGGCUCUCUGCUCUGCAGAGUCUGCUUGGAACCGGAUAAGUGGAAUCAAAAUUACAAGGGCCAUGGAUUGUCAAAGGGAAAAGAGCGAGAGCAGGGAGCACCAAUCCGGUUCAAGACCGCCCUCAUGAACACACUCAUGGAUGUCCUUCGCCACAGACCAGGAUGGGUGGAAGUGAAGGACGAAGGGGAGUGGGAUUUCUACUGGUGUGAUGUCAGCUGGCUCCGGGAGAACUUUGACCACACCUACAUGGACGAACACGUUCGGAUCAGUCACUUCCGGAACCACUACGAGCUGACCCGCAAGAACUACAUGGUGAAGAACCUGAAGCGGUUCCGGAAGCAGCUAGAACGUGAGGCGGGAAAGCUGGAGGCAGCCAAGUGCGACUUCUUCCCCAAAACCUUUGAGUUGCCGUCCGAGUACCACCUGUUUGUGGAGGAGUUUCGCAAAAACCCAGGAAUCACCUGGAUCAUGAAGCCUGUAGCCCGGUCGCAGGGGAAAGGCAUCUUCCUCUUCCGCAGGCUGAAGGACAUCAUGGACUGGAGGAAGGACACAAGAAACUCUGAUGACCAGAAAGAUGAUAUUCCUGUGGAGAACUACGUGGCUCAGCGUUACAUCGAAAAUCCCUACCUGAUAGGAGGCCGCAAGUUUGACCUGCGUGUCUACGUGCUGGUGAUGUCGUAUAUCCCGCUGCGGGCCUGGCUCUACCGGGAUGGCUUUGCCCGAUUCUCCAACACCCGCUUCACACUGAACAGCAUAGACGACCAGUAUGUUCACCUUACCAACGUUGCUGUGCAAAAAACGUCUCCUGACUACCACCCAAAGAAGGGCAGCAAGUGGAUGCUGCAGCGCUUCCGGCAGUACUUGGCUUCCAAACACGGGCCCCAGGCGGUGGAAACGCUCUUCAGGGACAUGGACAACAUCUUCAUCAAAAGCUUGCAGAGUGUGCAGAAGGUGAUCAUCAGUGACAAGCACUGCUUCGAGCUGUACGGCUACGACAUCCUCAUCGACCAGGACCUCAAACCGUGGCUCCUAGAGGUCAAUGCAUCCCCAUCACUGACAGCCAGCAGCCAGGAAGACUAUGAACUCAAGACCUGUCUCCUGGAAGACACCCUGCAUGUCGUGGACAUGGAAGCAAGGCUCACGGGAAGGGAGAAGCGAGUCGGGGGCUUUGACCUCAUGUGGAAUGAUGGCCCGGUUAGCAGAGACGAGGGGCCUCCUGACCUGUCGGGAAUGGGAAACUUUGUGACCAACACACACCUCGGCUGCGUCAACGAUCGGAAAAAACAGCUGAGGCAGCUCUUCUGCUCCCUUCAAGUCCAGAAGAAAGCUUCCAAUUGAUCCCCAGCUGCCAGAAGGAAAUCAGCCUUGGCAGGUACCACCCAGGCCUCCCCCCGACUCCCAGAUCCCAGCACCUCACAGCACUCGCCUCCCUACCUCCAGCCUGGCACCAGCUUUGCUGGCUUAGCAGCUGCAGCUUCCUACUUGAAUUAGGCCCCUUGGAUACCUCCAGCCCGUCCCCAGGCAUCUUUGCACCACGAGACAGCCAAUCCCUGGGACUGGAGGGGUUUUAACCUUGACAGACUGACUCGGCAACUGGGCCUGAAGAGAACAAAUACAGCAGUUCUGCUACCCCUGAGAGAUCAUAUCUAAUAAAUAAGCACAAGCC
Molecule: messenger RNA, 1941 nt
Organism: Sapajus apella (tufted capuchin)
Lineage: Eukaryota; Metazoa; Chordata; Mammalia; Primates; Cebidae
Gene: TTLL9
Product: tubulin tyrosine ligase like 9
Exons: 14
Coding region: 399-1613 (404 amino acids)
Biological process (GO): microtubule cytoskeleton organization; protein polyglutamylation
Cellular component (GO): cilium
Molecular function (GO): tubulin binding; tubulin-glutamic acid ligase activity
Source: RefSeq, a predicted model, not a curated record